AUGGAGCUUGUCAUUAUUAAGCUCACAGCUGGGUUUGUGGUGCGGUAUGGGAUGCUUUUUUGUCGGGAUUUGAUGAAGAAAGUGGUUGAUAAACCUCAGUUUCAGUUGUUUAAGUUUAUGGUGGCAACUGAUAGAAGGUUCCAUGUUUAUGACGUUGUUGUUGAUGCGGUGUCCAAUAUAUUAGAGCCUUCCUAUGAUGCUUAA
Arabis nemorensis is the source of this 204-nucleotide messenger RNA. NCBI's taxonomy places the organism in Eukaryota, Viridiplantae, Streptophyta, Magnoliopsida, Brassicales, Brassicaceae. The record is from the annotation of a GenBank genome assembly.